This is a messenger RNA of Lucilia sericata (common green bottle fly), 861 nucleotides long. It is a transcript of the gene lambdaTry, whose product is annotated as trypsin delta. Gene Ontology annotation, biological process: proteolysis. Bases 34 to 822 code for a protein of 262 amino acids. Gene Ontology annotation, molecular function: serine-type endopeptidase activity. The transcript has a single exon. NCBI's taxonomy places the organism in Eukaryota, Metazoa, Arthropoda, Insecta, Diptera, Calliphoridae. The record is from RefSeq and is a predicted model, not a curated record.
UUUUUUAGUUUUUAAAAAAUUUUCCACCAAAAAAUGUUUAAACUCUUGGCAGUUGUAGCGGUACUUUUGGUACCAGGAUUGAUGGCUGAUAUUCAGUCUAUGGUACCCCUACCCGAUGGCCGUAUUGUAGAUGGUGACCCCACCCAUAUUAGCAAAUAUCCCCAUCAAAUUUCUAUGCGUUACAAUGGCAGACAUCGUUGCGGUGGCAGUGUUUAUGCGAGCAAUGUUAUAGUUAGUGCAGCCCAUUGUGUAGCCGGUGGUGUGGAUGCCAGUAAAUUGAGUAUUGUAGCUGGUUCCACAUACUUAAAUAACGUUACCUGGGAAUUACCCGUUAACAAAUAUAUUAUCCAUGAAAAUUACAAGACAUCCAACAACGACUAUGAUGUCGCUAUCUUGACUUUGAAGGGUCAUUUCCCCUUCAAUGAGUUUAUACAACCUAUUGCUUUGGCCAAGUCUAGACCUGAAGCUGGUACUGAGGUAACUGUUACCGGUUGGGGUACUUUGACCGAAGGUGGUAGCAUUCCUAAUCAAUUGCAAGAAGUCCAUAUCAAUUAUGUGGAGAAUAGUGUUUGCAAAAAAUCAUAUCCUUUGCAGUUAACCGAUCGUAUGUUGUGUGCUAGAGUUACUGGUGGUGGUAAGGAUGCCUGUCAAGGAGACUCUGGCGGCCCUUUGAUCCUUAACAAUGAAUUAUUGGGUGUUGUUUCAUGGGGCAUUGGUUGUGCUCGUAAAACUUUCCCAGGUGUAUAUGCUUCAGUGCCCCAACUUUAUCAAUGGAUUGAGGAAACUGCUAAAGUAAAUACUAAAGAAUAUGCCUUUUUGUAAAUAUAAUAAAUUUAUUGUGUAAAAUUUAUAUUAAAAUUU